AUGGAAACUCAAGAUAGCAUUUUUGAAAUAGUAGAGAAUUUUAAUGGUGAAGGAUUAAGCAAAUUGAAGGAAUAGUAAAGCGAAUAGGAUUUUAGAUCAUAGUUAACAUCUAAAAAUGAACACGGAUAGACUGUAUUGCACGUAGCUUGUUAACUAGGAUAUACUAAAAUGAUUAUUUAGAUUUUAGAGUAUUUAGAAAGCUUGUCUUUAAUUAAUGAAGUGAUUGAUUCAGUAGAUAGCAAUCAUUUUACUCCUCUUAUUUUAGUUAUUAAAUCUACUGAUGAUGGCAUUCCUGAAGCAGUAGAAGUACUUUUGAAAUUUAAUGCAAAUCCUAAUGUACAAGAUAAAGAUGGAAAUACUGCUUUACAUUAUGCAGCUUCUAUGGGUUAAGAAGAAUGCUGUGAAAUAUUAUUGAAUAGCAAUAAGAUAAAUAUUAAUUCAUAAAAUAGUUUUGGAGAGACUCCUUUGAUUCAGAGUAUUAUUGAAGGCUAAUUUAACAUUAUCAAUAUGUUACUGAACCAUAAAAUUGACCUAGAAAUACAGGAUAAAAAAGGCAGAUCAGCUAUACAUUAUGCGGCUAUUACAAAAGGAAAUAGCCCAGCUUAUAUUCGCUGUUUGGCAGAAAAAUGCGAUUUAAAUAAGAGAGACUAAGAAGGUAAUACACCUUUACUUCUAGCAGCAUCAUUGUCAUUGAAGAAGCACUAUAGAGCUAUAGAAUUACUAAUUAAUCUUAAUGUAGAUUUAACUGCUAAAAAUAAAUAAAAUAAAUUAGCUCAAAACUAUGUCGAAUAGCUUGACUUAGAGGAUAAAAAGACUGAAUAUUACUCAAUUUUAAGAAGUGCAUUUAAAAAAAAAGGAAUCAUUCUCUUAGAAGAAGGUACUAAUGAAAAAAGAGAAGCACAUAAAAAAUAUUAAAUGGAAUAGGAAAUAAAUGUAUCAAGUGAUGAAAAAUCAAGCAAAAAAGGUGGAUGUUGUAGCACAGGUAGCUGCAGUAGUGCUAGUAACUCUGAAGAUAAAUAAGUUGAUGAUUAAAAGAAUUUAUCAGAAAAAUAAAAUAAAAAAUCUGGCUGUUGUUCUGAUUCAAGUAGCUGCUGUGGUGAUGGCAACAGUACAAAAAAGGAAAAAAAUAGUUGCUGCAGUGAUAAUGGGAAUAGCAGUUGUAAUACUUAAAAAUAACAAAAAUCUGAAGGUAAUAUUUAAACUGCUGCAUCUAAAAAGGGUUACGACUUUUAAGAAAAGCUAAUAAUUGCUGCUUUAGUUCCUUUGAACAUUGUCUUUUUUUAUUUAUUAUUUUAGGUUUUUAUGUAAUCUAAGUGA
This is a messenger RNA of Tetrahymena thermophila SB210, 1317 nucleotides long. Its product is annotated as ankyrin domain protein. Gene Ontology annotation, molecular function: protein binding. Lineage: Eukaryota; Ciliophora; Oligohymenophorea; Hymenostomatida; Tetrahymenidae. The transcript is spliced from 5 exons. The record is from RefSeq and is a predicted model, not a curated record.